Molecule: messenger RNA, 1615 nt
Organism: Syngnathus acus (greater pipefish)
Lineage: Eukaryota; Metazoa; Chordata; Actinopteri; Syngnathiformes; Syngnathidae
Gene: znf622
Product: zinc finger protein 622
Exons: 7
Coding region: 140-1534 (464 amino acids)
Biological process (GO): ribosomal large subunit biogenesis
Cellular component (GO): preribosome, large subunit precursor
Molecular function (GO): zinc ion binding; nucleic acid binding
Source: RefSeq, a predicted model, not a curated record
AGAAAAUCCUCGAACGUCUCCAGGAAGUGGCCUUCGCCAGACAUUUGGCUACCACGUUUCGUUUUCAAGAUUUGAUUUAAAACAUAAACUAUUUGUAGUUUUGUUGCCUCGAUUUAGCCCGCGAAAGAAUCAGGCCACCAUGUCGUCGUACACGUGCAUCAGCUGCCGCGUGGCGUUCUCCGACGGUGAGAUGCAGCGCGCUCACUACAAGAGCGACUGGCACCGCUACAACCUGAAGCGCAAGGUUGCGGACAUGCCGCCCGUCAGCGCCGACAACUUUCAGGAGCGUGUCCUGUUGCAGCGCGCUGCCGCCGAGCGCCAGCUGAGCGACACCGCUGAGGCCUGCCCAGUCUGCAACAAAAAAUUCUCCACCACCAACGCCUUCGACAACCACCUGCGCUCGCAGCGCCACCGACAGGCCGAGCGCCGCGCCCUGCAAGCCGCACGCCUGCAGGUGGACAAGCUCAACCAGAAGAACCUAGAGAAAGGGCUUGGCGACAACGACAAGGCCAACCAAGAUGCCAGGAACGAGGCUCUGCAGCAGGCCUUCAAGGAGCAGCGGAGGGCCGAGCGCCCUGGGACGGUCCGGGAGGAGGAGGCGGCGGCGGCGACGAGGAGCAAGCCGGAAAAACCUCCGCGACUCGUAUGGCUGGAGGAGCAGGCCAAGCGGAGAGAGUUGGAGGAAGGACCUGCCGCAGAGGAAGAGGAGUGGGAGGACAUGGACGAAGAUGAUGAUGAUGAAGAUGUGGAAGAGGACAUGGAGGAGGAGGAGACCACGGAGGAUCAGGAAGAAGACGUGGCGGCUCGAUCCGACCCGCAACUCCCCGCCGUCACAGCACUCGCCGGUUCCAUCCCUGUCACCGACUGCCUGUUUUGCUCACAUCAUUCCAAAUCACUGCUGCGCAACGUCGCCCACAUGACGCAGGUUCACAGCUUCUUCAUCCCAGACCUCCAGUACCUGGUGAACCUCAAGGGUCUGGUCCGCUACCUGGGCGAGAAGGUGGGCGCGGGCAACGUGUGCCUGUGGUGCAACGAGAAGGGGCGCUCCUUCUACUCCACGGAAGCCGUGCAGCAUCACAUGACGGACAAAAGUCACUGCAAGCUCUUCACUGACGGGGACGCCGCGCUGGAGUUCGCCGACUUUUAUGACUUCAGGAACAGCUACCCCGACGGCACAGACCAAAUGGAUGACGAGCUUCCGGACGACAAGAACAUUCAAUACGACGACGAGACAAUGGAGCUCAUGCUCCCAUCAGGUGCCAGGAUCGGCCACCGUUCCCUCAUGCGGUACUACAAGCAACGUUUCGGAACUGAGAGGGUGCUGGCCCUGAGCCACAACAGAAACGCGGUGGGACGCGUGCUGCGGCAAUACAGAGCACUCGGAUGGGGCGGCGACACAGGCCUGGGCGGCGCGCGUCGUUCUCCUCGCGACAUGCAGUACGUGCAGAUGAUGAAGUCCAAGUGGAUGCUGAAGUUGGGCAUGAGUCACAACGCCACCAGGCAGAAACACUUCCGCCCGCAAGUCAUCUUCUGAGAGCUCAACGUGCAACUCCAACCUGUUGCUGCCACAGCGGCCAUCGAGUUAUUUAAUUUGGAUUAAAAAUCGGACAUAAUA